This is a messenger RNA of Rosa chinensis, 1655 nucleotides long. RefSeq lists its product as uncharacterized. NCBI's taxonomy places the organism in Eukaryota, Viridiplantae, Streptophyta, Magnoliopsida, Rosales, Rosaceae. The record is from RefSeq and is a predicted model, not a curated record. Gene Ontology annotation, molecular function: protein binding. The coding region runs from base 44 to 808 and encodes 254 amino acids. The transcript has 2 exons.
CACUUCAAACCUCGGAGAGACGGAGACCAGUUGAUAGCUGAGAAUGAAGUCAGUCCAGAAAGCACAGCAAAUUUUCUCUCUUGCCUCAAAACCCACCAUCACACAACUCUCAAUUCCCUUCUCCUCUUCUUCAACCAUUGAUUCGAUCACUUCAACAAAACCAACACAAACUCAAACUCAAACUCUAACCCAAGAAGACCUCACAAACAUCAACCUCCUCCUCCCACGCCUCUGCCUCUCAGGCCACCUCGACACCUCAACCCACCUCACCAUCACAGCCCUCCUCACAAACCCACCUCUCCAUUCCCUCUCUCUCUCCAUUCUCAUCCACUCCUUCACUUCCCAACCCGACAUGGCCCGGCCCAUGUCACUUCUGACCCGCCUCCGCCACAACCCACCUUCCCAUUCCUAUCUCACUCCCAUCACAACCAUGCUCAUUGCCUCUUAUUUCAAGAGAAAGAGACCCAGAGAGGCCCUCAAGCUGUUCAACUGGAUGGUGAGGCCUGGCUCCCCAGUUGUGCUUGAUGAGAGAGUUUGUGGGGUUUUGGUUGGUGGGUUUUGUAGGAAUGGGAUGGUGCUUGAGGCUUUGAAUGUUUUGAGGGCAAUGUUGGGUGCGAGUAUCGUUCCGGGAUGUAAUUUGAGGAAGUGGGUUUAUAGGGGUUUGUUGAGGGAGGCUAGGAUUAGGGAGGCAUUGGAGUUGAAUGAGGCUUUGGAUUGUGUUGGGGAUAGUGAGAAAGGUUGUGUAUCUGAGGGUUUUAGGAAGGUUUUGGCUUUAUUGGAUCAUAUGAUUGAUAAGUGGACAGAAUAGAGCAGCCUCUUGCGAAGGAGUAUGGAGUGACUGAUGUGCCGACAUUGCUGCUUUCUCCACGCACAAUUGGGAAAAGAUUCUUGUCAAGCUGUUGUCUCUGGUGUUGCUCUUAUAUGUUCCUUAGCUGAAGCCAUAAAGAGCUGCGAACUCUAGUCAUGUCUUCACCACAGCAUCUAUUAUAUCAUGGUCCAUUUUUCUUCUGUUUAAGAGGCACCUGAAUACAAAAGGUUUGUCCUCAGUGCAGAAUACCAGCUUGAUAGAAGCAGGACGCUUGAACUUGGAGAAAUUUGGGCUCCCAAUCUUUGACAGAAUCACUGUUUGAGUGGUCCUGUCGCCAAAUUUUACUACCAUCAAUCGUGCCUUCAAAUGCGUAACAGACGUGCAAAGUUGUUUGUUUGCAGUGCUCUUCUUUCAGCCUUCUUAUUUGCAAUUCCUUCCCCCACCCCAGUCCCUGAAGCCGAAACUGUAAUGCUGCAUUUGUGACAUUGCCAAAUGGACAGGCUUAAAGAAGUUGUAUCAACUCAUGUUGGUGAAUGACUUGAGUUCUGAUUACAAAUGUAAUGUUCAAGUUGACAAAGUCUUUAGGGCUUCGUUUAUUAGAUAAUGCCAUAACCCCAUGUUAUUCAUGCAGAGGUGAUAAUACAGCGAAUCUCAAAGCUAGUAAUUUCGUGAAGUGAGAACUGUAAAAUAACAUGAUUGUUACGGGAAAGUUAUAACUUGCAACCAGGGCUGGUCCUGAGCAUUUAGGGGCUUGAGAUUGAUUGAUUCCUUUAAUGCAAAAUCUAAUUCAUAAGAUAUGAAUAAGAAACUUCAAACUUGAAUAUUAACUAAUAAAGAAGAUAAGAAA